Messenger RNA from Neodiprion fabricii, 3565 nucleotides. Its product is annotated as rhoGEF domain-containing protein gxcI-like. The transcript is spliced from 2 exons. The record is from RefSeq and is a predicted model, not a curated record. Lineage: Eukaryota; Metazoa; Arthropoda; Insecta; Hymenoptera; Diprionidae. Bases 1709 to 2155 code for a protein of 148 amino acids.
UAAAUGUUAAUGAUUGUAAAUAAGCUUAAUUUUAUUUUGGACUUGCACGAACAAUUUUAUAACUUUUUGAAAAGUUUAAAAAAUUUUUCGAGAAUUCUUUGUCGAUGAUAUUCUAGUCCCGAGAAGAAAAGACAAGUCAAGAAAUCAGAAGACUUAGUUUCCUCUUUCUUAUCCGUCUUCUUCAUCCUCCGCAUCCGCUGUAUUGAUGCCGUUGACAGUGUCGCGUGUAAGUUUCCGACACGAACGUGAAUCGUCGAACGUGCGUGUACGGUUUAUAAAAAACAGAGGGGCGAAGCGCUCGGUUCCGGAGCCAGGGUCACCAGCGGCGACCGACCGCCUCCUGUUUCCCCACAUAUACGGGGAUCAUUGGGGUGGAUUUAGCGGUGGAUUCGCCGGGGAACGUCGAGCACACGCGAGGGGUUGCAAAGCGGGCCGAGAUAAUCUCCGUCGGCGUCGACGGUGGCGGAGAACCGCGGAGUCGGCCCAUAAGCCGCAGUCAUACCCCAGCCGCCGGCGCACCAGGUGCUUAUCCGUCUCGAGUCCCGUCGCAGAGGUGGAAAUAAAAGAACGGUUUCGCCGGUAGUCGUCGGGCAUUCGUGUCGGGGAGGGAAAAACCGAUCGGAACGCGUUCGGAACGCGUCGCGCAACGACAUCUGCCGAAUAUCAAGCCGGACGAAAGUCCUGCGACUCAACCCUCCACCGGAUUAAUCGGUCCGACUGCCCACCAGCGCCACCCUGCAUCCUCGACCGCCGAAUAGACGGGCACCUCGGACUGAUUCAGCCAGUUUCAUCGUCCGCCGUGUGACGUCGCUGGCGUUGCUGCCUCUCUCAUCGAACAUUCGACGUCUAUCGAACUACUUCGAUACCGACCCUCAUCGAGCUUCGACCCGGAAUCAAAGUUUCAUCCCGAAUUCAAAAGAUUGUACGAUUGCACCGGUGAUGGUUCAAGAAAGCGACGCUCCACGUGGAUAUUGUAAUAAUACUAAUAAUAAUAAAAAUAAUUCGUUAGGCUUCGAAAAUUUGAUCGGUGAUCUACGUCACAGUGCAGUUCAACUGAUCGUUGGAAAAAUUGAGAAUAAAUAAAUAAGUAAACAAAUAAGCGAAACAAGUUGGAGGUUUUAAGAAUCGCGAAAAUAUCGAGGAACAGAUUCUUCGUCAACGGCAGCAGCAGGUCGCUGACAGCAAGGGGGUUGAAAAGAAGAACCGUUUGCGGUAUUGACCUCACUCGCGCACCCUAGUCGCGACUACGCCAUCGCGAUAGCCACGCGCCACAAGGACGAGACGCCCUCUCUCGACGUCGAACCGAGGGCAGUAAACUGCGGGUGCGUGAACGAGCCGGGAGACGGACGGACGCCGCCGUCGUCGACGCGGCCCCAGACCGCGGGGCGCGAUUCUCCCAUCCCUCGAGGAAUAAAUCCGGCGCCAAUUGACGGAGGGAAGAUAAAUCGAGACAAAAUAAAGAAACACGGAGGGUGGAUCGUAAAAUGGUAUAAAUAUCGAGGGAAGGGGGUCCGGAUUACAAGGUUGUACGAGAAAGUCUCAACUAGUUGGACACUGUGUCGACGAUAAGUACAGCAUACCUAUAGGAACGAGGCUGCAGAUAAAGAAGAGGAGGAACGAGAGCGUUCCGAAGGGACAAAGAUACGCGGAUAGGGGAAGGAAAGGGGGGUAGGGGAAGGGAAAGGAUCUGGGAAAAGCACAGGGUUGAAUGGGUGGGCCGGGCGCCGGGCGGGCGACGAGGCAGGAGUUGAACAUCGUGCCACACCACGUCGGCCACGGGGAGCGAGUCCUGGUGAUCGGCGAGUCGCCAGCAACCGCGUGCCGCUGCUGCCCCCCGGCGACGACGCCGCCACCGGUGACCGCGUUGCCCUCGCCACCGCCACUGGCAUUGCUCCACAUAUACGGGAUCAGCAGCAGCAACAACAACAACAACAACAAAAACAACAACAACAAUAACAACAACGCCGAGGCGACGGUAGAGGAAACGGCCAAGGCGGCCAUGUCAUCACCCCCCAAGCAUCGACGGGGUUUCGAUCCCAACGACGCCACGGCCAACGACUUCCGGAGGUACAGACGGGUCAAGACACGACAGAGAGCCAUUCCAUGUCCUCUGCGAUCAUCCCGAGAGUGCGUUCCUCGGAUCCCACCGGGUUGAGCCGGCAACCCGGAAAACCACCCCGCCCUGAACACACGCAGCACAUGGCCACAUUGCAGCCACCGCAGGCACGGCACAGGCAUAUAACAAAGCACCACUACUUCGCACCGUGACACACUCGCUUGCAUUGUUUGAUGUUGGACCACUGGUUGGCUGGUUGAGCUGCUUUGCGCGGUCAAGUGUCAAACCCUGACCUACGACGUCACGGCUUACUCCGACGCAGUCGAUGUCGAUGUCUUUGCCGCUUCGCAGAGCUUCUGACGUUGGACCUUGAGCUAUCUAACGACUGCUACUGGCUGGAGAAGAAACGCUUUUGACAUGAACGGUGAUGGCUUCAAAGGCUGGCCAGACUCAAGGAUCUUCCCGACACUCUCCUGCUAUUGCAAUGUCUGAAACAUGACAGUUUAAUGGAUUGAGAUGGACGCUUGAUUGGUGCUGACCUUACGCACUUAUGCUUACGAUGCUUUUUACUUUAUCGUAUUACAUUUAUACACAUUGUUAUUGUAAUAUUCAAUCUUUACCCAAUUCCCUGAGGUUAUUCAUUUUUAGAUUUUUCAACAAAUAUUUUGCAUAUAUAAUGUUUACGUCGUGACCCUCGAAUAAUGAAAUUCAAGUGCGAUACCAGUCAUCGUAUACAAAAUUGAUCAAAAUCAACUCGUCUGUAGGUUCUGAAUAAAAUUUCGUUCACCCAACUUAUAAAGAAUUGUUAUAUUAUUAAUAAUAUUGCAAUAAUCUCAGAAUUGAAACACGUGUUGUUUGUAAUCGAUGCAAUGGAUGAUAAGCACUUGUCAAAUUCUGCGAUAACUCAAUGAUCGAUCAUAUCUACCGAUCUUAUUCGUUUUUACGACAAAAACAAAGUAUUUUGUAAGCCCUAUGAGAGAUACGCAUCAGACUAGCGGUAUUAUCGAAACUGUAAAAGUACACGAAAAAGCAGGUCUCGAGUAGUGAGAGUUUUGGAUCUCGUCUUGAAUAAGCUAUUCUCCAUAAAAUUGAAAAUGCUUUGGCGGCAGAAAAUAUAAUAUUCUAAUUUUUUGAGAAAAUAUCCUAUUCACAUCAUAUAAGAGAAUUGAAUAAAUCCAUACAAAUUUUCUAAAUGACUCUUGACUUGUUUCCUCAUAAUUUGUCAUUACUGCAUUACUUUCUCUCGAUCACUUUCUCGAAAAUAAACUGAACUUCCGGCGAUCAUAUACUCAGAAAAAGGUGCGUGAUUCUAUUUCACGAUAACGUUCGUGACUGGAAAAUUCUGGGGUAGACGUAAUUACACCCAUCGAAAUAUCGAAAUGACGCGUUCAUGCUUGAGGUGACAAAUAACCAUGUCAGCCAGGGUUCGAGUAUUCACUCUUGGUUCACUUAGUGUAUCCAAAUGAGCACGUAUUUCCUACGUUGUUUGUUUGUUUUUUUUUUCCAUUU